UGGCUAUAUAACGGCUAUUAUUUAAUUCCCAAAGCACGCAGAACGGAAGCCAAAAUUCCUCUCAUCCCGUCUUCCCCGCUUCCUUUCGCCCAAUCUGCUGCUUCUUCCUAAUCAACUCCAACUGAGUACUGACCUUCAAUAGAAGCUUUUAUUACAUUCAAUUUCAGAUGAGUCUGGUAACGGAUUCUCCAGUUCACUCUUCUAGUAGUGAUGAUUUCGCUGCUUUUCUUGACACGGAGCUUGAUUCCAAAUCCUCUGCCUCUUCGGCUAGUGAUGACGAAGCUCCCAAUGAACGCCAUUCUGACUCUGCUGCCUCCUCAUCACCAGAUCAAGAUAAAGAAGCUGAAGAAGAUGAUGACUCCGACUUUCAAAGCAAGAGGGUAAAAAGGUCUAAGGUGGAGACUGUGGAAAUUGUGGAGGAUGACGGGGGAACUACUUCUUUUGCGUCUCUAAAGCACAACUCAGAGGCGUCAAUCAGCAAGGAAAUAUGCACACAUCCAGGAUCAUUUGGAACUAUGUGUAUUGUCUGUGGGCAAUUGCUGGAUGGGGAAUCUGGUGUGACAUUUGGGUAUAUACACAAGGGAUUAAGGCUUGGUAAUGAUGAAAUUGUUCGAUUGCGCAACACUGAUAUGAAGAAUUUGUUACGUCAUAAGAAACUCUACUUGAUUCUUGAUCUAGAUCAUACACUGCUUAAUUCUACCCAGCUUAUGCAUAUGACCUUAGACGAGGAAUAUCUAAACGGUCAAACGGAUUCACUGCAAGAUGUUUCAAAAGGCAGUCUCUUUAUGUUGAGCUCCAUGCAAAUGAUGACUAAGUUGAGGCCUUUUGUGCGUACGUUUCUCAAAGAAGCAAGUCAGAUGUUUGAGAUGUAUAUAUACACUAUGGGUGAUCGGGCGUAUGCGUUGGAAAUGGCCAAACUACUUGACCCUGGAAGAGAAUACUUUAAUGCUAAAGUCAUUUCACGUGAUGAUGGAACCCAAAGACAUCAAAAGGGUCUUGAUGUGGUCUUGGGGCAAGAAAGUGCUGUUCUAAUCCUUGACGAUACAGAAAAUGCUUGGAUGAAGCAUAAAGACAACUUGAUAUUGAUGGAAAGAUAUCACUUUUUUGCAUCAAGCUGUCAUCAAUUUGGAUUUAAUUGCAAAUCCCUUUCGGAGCAGAAGACUGACGAGAGCGAGUCUGAAGGUGCACUUGCAUCCAUUCUUAAGGUUCUACGGAAAAUUCACCAGAUCUUUUUUGAGGAAUUGGAAGAAAAUAUGGACGGCAGAGAUGUGAGACAGGUGCUCAAAACGGUUCGCAAGGAUGUCCUGAAGGGAUGCAAAAUUGUAUUCAGCAGAGUUUUCCCUACCCAAUCGCAGGCUGAUAAUCACCACCUUUGGAGGAUGGCUGAGCAGUUGGGAGCUACAUGCUCAACAGAACUUGAUCCCUCGGUAACUCAUGUGGUCUCAAAAGAUUCUGGGACUGAGAAGUCACAUUGGGCCUUGAAGCACAAUAAGUUCUUGGUCCAGCCAGGGUGGAUCGAAGCUGCCAAUUAUUUUUGGCAGAGGCAGCCCGAAGAGAAUUUCGCUGUCAACCAAAUUAAGAAUUGAUUACCACCAUCUUCAACUUGUCUGAAACUUUUGACGAAAGUGGGAAAACACCACUUCGUUCAUCAUUUCCACUCUUGAUAAUUUCUGAUGAGAAAAUGAGACUUUGUGACACGAAAAUGGAACGUCAUGUUUGAUCAAAACGUACCUCAGAAGUUAGGCGUAAGCUUGCCGUGGGAUAUUCACUCCAUUUCUCUCUCGGAAAGCUAUCUGCUAGGGGCCUCAAAAUCUUCUCGGAGAUUUUGGGAGAAAUGGUGACCUAGCCCAGGUUAAUUCGUCUAUUGGCUAUCGCUGCCCGGAAUCUUUCAAGUCCUAAGUUGGUGGUUUGGCUGAUUGCCUGAAACUCGACUGAAAUAACGAGCCACCGAAGUUGAAUUAGAACAGCGUUGCAGUCAGGAUUUUUACUUGUUAAUGACAAUUGGAAUUAAGAUACUUAAGACUAUAAUUGUAAAAGAACGUGCGUUUUGAGUUAGAUAUAAAUAAAUUCAAUCAUAAUUUGCUGCUUUUUAUUUUUAUUGGCCAACGAUACUCA
Molecule: messenger RNA, 2115 nt
Organism: Populus trichocarpa (black cottonwood)
Lineage: Eukaryota; Viridiplantae; Streptophyta; Magnoliopsida; Malpighiales; Salicaceae
Product: RNA polymerase II C-terminal domain phosphatase-like 4
Exons: 10
Coding region: 168-1586 (472 amino acids)
Cellular component (GO): nucleus
Molecular function (GO): RNA polymerase II CTD heptapeptide repeat phosphatase activity
Source: RefSeq, a predicted model, not a curated record